Molecule: messenger RNA, 444 nt
Organism: Aureobasidium uvarum
Lineage: Eukaryota; Fungi; Ascomycota; Dothideomycetes; Dothideales; Saccotheciaceae
Source: the annotation of a GenBank genome assembly
AUGUCACGUUUCUUCGAAGAGGACAUGGAGGAGUAUACUCUUCCACAGAAUGAGCGAGACAUACUUUUCAAUGCAACCUAUCCUCACACCAAACAUCUCGACUGCACCAGUUGCGACCCCAGUCAGAUCAUUCAACGAGCGCCACGCAACACCAAGAUCACUUCCGUCAAGGUUCACUACGGUACUAUCGCAUCUGGCAACCAAGUUAUCAAGGACGCCCAAACACGCGACCAAAUUGUCAAAGAUCUCGGCGGACAAGUCUUGUGCUUCGAGAUGGGAGCUGCAGGCUUGAUGAACGACUAUCCAUGUCUGGUUGUCAGGGGCAUCAGCGACUAUUGCGAUUCGCAUAAGAACGAUGGGUGGCAGAGGUAUGCAGCUGCCAAUGCUGCAGCACACACGCGGGAGUUGCUGCUAUUGAUACCUUCGGAAGACGUGGUGAGAUAG